Purpureocillium lilacinum is the source of this 342-nucleotide messenger RNA. The record is from RefSeq and is a predicted model, not a curated record. Lineage: Eukaryota; Fungi; Ascomycota; Sordariomycetes; Hypocreales; Ophiocordycipitaceae.
AUGACCGACCGACCACCACCACCACAGACCAAAGGGGACCGGACCGACCGACCCCAUGCAACAAGCCCUUGGUCGUCCUGGGGUCUUACAACUCGGGCCAGCAGCCGCAGCAGCAGCAGGCGGAACGGAUGGGAUGGAUGGAUGGAUGGAUGGAUGGGAUGGGCGCGGGCCGUGAUUCAGGGCGCGAAUAAGCAACCAAAGGGCCAGUGUGUCGAACAAGGACCUACCUACAGUACCACCCCCCGCUUCCUUCCCCUGGUCGUUUGUCAGUUGUCGAAACGCACUGCCCGAAAUAGGCCUACUGCUUUCUGGGGGCUCUGGUGCGGGCGAGCCAGCUGGUGA